ACACGUGUACGUGUUUUCAUCAUGCCAAACAUAGCCUUAGGGUUCGUUCCUCCCAGUUCAAGACCAAGGUGCCACUUCCACUGUCCACCCUUUUGUUUCCAGAAAUUCCUGCUUCGCCUCAUAUUAUACUAUCAUUUUUCAUCUUCUUCUUUAAAAUUUAUGUAAAAUUUUAAAAAAAAAAUUCCGUAUAUAUUUUGCUCGUUAUGCGUCAGAGUCUCUCUGUAAAUUUCUAGGGAUUUACAGUCUACUUGCACUCGGUUGAGAAAUACUGCUGAAAGAGUCCAGCUUUGGAUGUAUCAUGGUGGAUGCAGAGCAAGUUUUGGCCAGUGAUACCGGUUCCUCUUUCAUAGAACAGCUUGGUAAGGCAGUACUUGACCUGGAAGCCUACAAGGAUGCUUCUGAGGAAAGGGUUCAGUGGAUGGAAGUUGAGGAGCACUUUCGCAAUCUUGACACCAUGUUGAAGAUGAAAUUUGAAGAGCUUGAAGCGAAGGAGAGAGCAUUUAAGGUGAAAGAAUCUGAAAAUCACAUAUUGAUCAGAGAGAGAGAGGCAACUGUCAAUGCUAAAGAGCAAGACCUGUUGGAUCGAAUUCAAGAGCUAAAAGAUGCUGCUGUUGCUGUCAUUGCGGAGGCAAGAGCAAACCACCAGACAGCAGCUUCAGAGCCUGUUGAGGAUGGAGAUAACAGAGACAGCAAGGUAAGCAGCUCUCUUGGUGAUACAAAUUCUCCAGAGGAUAUUCCUCUUAAAACAGGUGAAAAUGCUGAAAGCGUGGCUGUUGUUGAGGUUAAGCCACGUCCAGAGCUUACGCAAUUUUGCGAGCAGAUGGAUACAAAAGGCUUACUGAAUUAUAGCAUGGAGAACUAUAAAAAACUAUAUGUUAUUCGUGAGGAACUUUCUGUUGCGCUAGAAAGUGCAAGCGAUCCAGCCUGUUUGGUGCUGGAUUCACUAGAGGGGUUUUACCCUUCUGAUGAAAUUAACCAAGUGGGGGGUAAGGGGGUUGCUGCCCUUCAGGGCAUGCGCAAAUCUUGUAUUAUGUUUAUGGAAGCCAUGACCGCCUUAUUGGCAAGGGCUGACCCAGGUGCUGAUCACCUUUUGAGCCCUGAGACCAAGCAGCAAGCCAAAGCUAUUGCUGAUGAGUGGAAGCCUAAGUUGGCUAGAGCAGACAUUGAUGCUGCCAAUGGAAUUUCAUUGGAAGCAGAGGCAUUCUUGCAGCUUCUUGCAACUUUUAGGAUUGCUUCAGAGUUUGAUGAAGAAGAACUCUGCAAGCUUGUUCAUGCAGUUGCUCACCGCAGGCAGGCACCUGAGCUCUGCCGCUCUCUUGGCUUAACACACAAGAUGCCAGGGCUAAUUGAAUCACUAAUCAACAAUGGGAAACAAAUUGAUGCUGUACGUUUUAUUCAUGCCUUCCAGCUCACUGAGAGCUUCCCUAUUGUGCCACUCCUUAAAGCAUAUUUGAAAGACUUGAGAAGAAACUCACAAGGAAAGGGAGAGAACGUAGGAGAUGGUGCUGGUCCUCAGGAUGAUGCUAAUGCACAAGAACUUGCAGCACUCAAGACAGUAAUCAGGUGUGUUGAAGAUUACAAGCUUGAAGCUGAAUACACACUUGAUCCACUUCAGAAAAGGGUUGCUCAAUUGGAAAGAUCCAAAGCUGAUAAGAAGAGAAGUGGAGAAUAUGGUAAACGCCAACAAUCGAAAAAACAAAAGGCCAAUGGAAGAUUCCGUGGAUACCGCGGACCUGGUGCCAACUCUGCUUCAGCUCCUGCUGCUGGUAGGCAGGGACCUCCUGUUUUCAGCGAGAGAGCAGUGUAUGCAGGAAUGUCAGAGAGGUAUCCUCACGCAGGUCCACACGUCUAUGAUUACCAGCCGAACCAGCUUGCAUAUGCUCAGCAAGCGAAUGACCAAAGAUUAUACUAUUAUCCCCAAGAUGACAGGGUUCCAGCAGCCUCAUAUAGCGCUGCUCCUCCAAAUUAUAGUGGUUACGUGGGCAAUGGAUUGCAGCCUUCACAUCAGCCAUACAUGUAAUUUAACUUUUUAAAGCAUUGUGGGAGAGUCAGUUUAGCAGGGAUCCGAGCAAACUCAGUGAAUGUUCUCUGUUUGCUAGCAGUUUUUUUUCCAGUUGGGAUCCGUUUAACAUCAGGGCUUUCGAUAUUGCAAAAGGCCUUAAGAAUAGCACUCUGCUUUUUUCCUUCUCUUUUUAUUUAUUUAUUUAUUUUUUGUUUUU
Molecule: messenger RNA, 2219 nt
Organism: Ziziphus jujuba (common jujube)
Lineage: Eukaryota; Viridiplantae; Streptophyta; Magnoliopsida; Rosales; Rhamnaceae
Product: FRIGIDA-like protein 3
Exons: 4
Coding region: 299-2020 (573 amino acids)
Source: RefSeq, a predicted model, not a curated record